Mus caroli (Ryukyu mouse) is the source of this 1036-nucleotide messenger RNA. The record is from RefSeq and is a predicted model, not a curated record. NCBI's taxonomy places the organism in Eukaryota, Metazoa, Chordata, Mammalia, Rodentia, Muridae.
CAGAGCUGCAGGCUUUGCAGCCUACCAGCUGCAGGCCCUGCUUACCCUCCCUCUCCUUUAGGGCUGGGUUUUUCCAGCCGGAACCUCGCUCCCUCUACUGCAAUCUCUGGAAACUGGUGUCUGACGCGCGCGGCUGCUCUCGCCUAUUAUUUAUUUAUUUCUUCUUUUCUUCCUGCUGAGACCCUCCUGUCAGAGGGAGAACUGCAGUCCGGAGACAGAGAAAGGCAGAAGCUAUAGGGGGAGCUGGGAGCAAAAAGGAGGUGGAGAGAGACUCCCAUACAUCCUGUCUGCUUUCCACAGAGGACCAUGAGCACUGGGCAAGAGGCCAGGAGAGAUGAGGGAGACUCCAGGAAAGACCAGGAAGCCUCGCUUCGGGACCGAGCCCACCUGAGCCAGCAGCGCCGACUCAAACAGGCCACCCAGUUCUUGCACAAGGACUCGGCUGACCUGCUGCCCCUGGACAGCCUCAAGAGGCUCGGCACCUCUAAGGACCUGGCCCUGAUCCGUGGCCAUGACAGCAGCAGGACCAGUUCGACACAGGUUCCAGCUCUGCUUGUCAACUGCAAGUGCCAGGACCAGAUGCUUCGAGUGGCUGUGGACACAGGGACCCAGCACAACCAGAUAUCUGCUGGAUGCCUCAGGCGCUUGGGGUUAGGAAAGAGGGUCCCAAAAGCCCCCGGUAGGGAUGUGGCACCUGAGCCACCAAGUCAGGUAGAACAGCUGGAGUUAGAGCUGGGGCAGGAGACUGUGGAAUGCUCGGCCCAGGUGGUGGAUGUGGACAGCCCUGAAUUUUGCCUGGGACUGCAGACCCUGCUCUCCCUCAAGUGCUGCAUUGACCUGGACCGUGGAGUGCUUCGGCUGAAAGCCCCCUUCUCGGAGCUGCCCUUCCUGCCUCUGUACCAAGAGCCUGGCCAGUGACCACUGUCUCAGCCAGUCCCUAGGGUGACACCGUGCCUUAGGGAAGAAUGUGUGGAGUGGGUAUUACCUGAGCAGGGCAUCUGGAGACCACUGCAUUAAUUUCUUUUCUCACCACCCU